Perkinsus marinus ATCC 50983 is the source of this 4947-nucleotide messenger RNA. RefSeq lists its product as hypothetical. Gene Ontology annotation, cellular component: membrane; intracellular membrane-bounded organelle. The transcript is spliced from 15 exons. Gene Ontology annotation, molecular function: ABC-type transporter activity; ATP hydrolysis activity; lipid carrier activity. Gene Ontology annotation, biological process: lipid transport; transmembrane transport. Bases 1 to 4947 code for a protein of 1648 amino acids. The record is from RefSeq and is a predicted model, not a curated record. NCBI's taxonomy places the organism in Eukaryota, Perkinsozoa, Perkinsida, Perkinsidae.
AUGGCGAUCGGUCCCGCGGGGACCAAGCAAGCGUCAGACUUUGCCGGCUAUCUGCGGGACCGCAUCAGAGCUGUAGACAACCCUCGGAUAUGUGACGGUGCGCCGCUGCUGACCAUCACUACGGCCAUUUCUGAUCCAUCAGCCUACGUCAAGUCUCCAUCCUACGGUUUGGAUUCACAUCCGGAGAUAUGCUAUUACAUGAAUGUCGGACGAGAGAAUGAGGUUACUAUUAUGAGCAAUGCGUCUAGCCUGGCCCAUGGAGACCUCGCUGAUUAUACGAGCUAUUGGUAUGCUGAGAAUGGCGACUAUCAGCACGGUGACCCUGUAACCAAUGGCUUAGAGUACUACAAUAGUCUUCAGUUCCCUCCCCUCAUGGGCACUUGGAUGGACUAUCGUAGAGGAUCAGACGUGCCUGUCUCUGCACUCUAUCCUAUGCCUUAUCCAACUUACAACGAAAGAGCUUCUGGUAGCACUAUGAAGCUUCUGGCUGGGUUUGUAGGAGCUCUUUUGUUCACUUUCUCGGCCUUCUCGGUUACACGGAAGCUCAUUUCGGAGAGACGUGGCCGCUUACGCGAAGGUAUGCGUAUCAUGGGUCUCUAUGACUUCCCUUACAACUUUUCUUGGUAUGUUUGGUAUUUUGUAUUCUACUUAGUCAUCGCUAUCAUAGUAGCCCUCUUGUCUUUGGCGAUACUCUCACCUUUUGGAGCUUUAUGGUUGUUCCUUUUAACAUUUCUCUAUUUCUUCGCCUCGAUGGCCUUCGUUUUUGCUCUCUCGACGUUAUUUGAGUAUCCCAACUCGGGUGCGACUCUUAGUGCCGUCAUAUACUACAUACUAUCAUAUGCCCUCAUUGCGGUCCACAGAGAGACAAGUAAAUGGGCCGUCUCGCUACUGCCGCAAUGUGCCUACAUACUCGUCAUGCGCAACCUAGGUCAGCAGGUUUUCCUUGGUCUGCCCAAUACCUCACCCACUUUGAAGUUCGAAGAGUUCAACCUCAUACAAGGCCUUAUAAUGCUUCUGGUCGAUAGUGUACUGUAUACUCUCGUCUACCUCUACCUAGAUCAAGUCGUUCCUCAUGAAUACCGCUCGACCAGGAGUGUUCAUUUCUUGUUCACCCGCUCCUUCUGGAGAGAGAUGCGGGGGCAGAAUAUCUCGGAUACUCACGAGAAGGCAUCGGAAGUAUCUGGAGCGUACCAGAAGGAGCUUAAGAAGGAACAAGCGACUGUAGAGAUAAACGACCUCAAGGUGCCUGCAAUGUGCUCAUCACUCUGUUCAUCUUCGCGAGCUCCACUUCAGGUAUGGUUCAAAUCCGUACAUGCAGUGGACGGUCUAGAUCUCACUAUGUAUCGAGAUGAGCUAUUCGUCCUCCUUGGUCACAACGGUGCUGGCAAGUCUACGACCAUCAAUGCCCUCAGCGGAAUGAUAGUUCCGAGCAGUGGGGACGUGAGCAUCUAUGGUCAUAAAGUUCCAAUAGAGAUGCCGCUGAUUCGGCGUAGUAUGGGCGUCUGCCCCCAACAUGAUGUCCUGUGGGAUGACCUCACCGUCGAGGAACACUUCAAUCUCUUCGCCAAUCUUCGUGGUUUGAGCCGUGAUGAGAAAGCCUUGAAAUUCGCGACUGAGAUGGAACUCGGUCAUAAGUUCGGAGCACGAGUAAAGACAUUGUCAGGCGGCAUGAAGAGGAAACUAUCGGUUGGGUUGGCCUUCGUUGGCGACUCGAAGUUGGUCAUAUUGGAUGAGCCGAGCAGCGGUAUGGACCCGAGUGCCCGGCGUAGAAUGUGGGAUUUCCUGAGAUCAAAACGUGAAGGAAGAAUCCUCUGCAUCACUACGCACUACAUGGACGAGGCGGAUGUGUUAGCAGAUCGAGUUGGUAUAAUGGAGAAUGGUAAACUGACGGCCUAUGGCACCACCAGCUUCCUCAAGCAGCAAUUUGGUGCCGGCUAUACACUCAGCAUCGCCAAGAAGGACUCCACUACACCUGAUGAUCCUCUUAUCGAUGCUGUCCGGGAGAAUACCGACGACCCGUCCUCCGUGCGUGUACGGUCAAGUGCUGGUCAGGAACUCGCCCUGCAGGUCCCUUAUAGCUGUGCUUCGAGCUUCCCCAAGAUUUUCGAAGCUCUCGAUAAUUGCAAGUCCACCAAUCAGAUCACCUCCUACGGUAUAUCCAUAUCAAGCAUGGAAGACGUCUUCCUCAACGUUGCUCGGCGGUCUCCCUCUCGAUCCGAGUCUGCGACCAAGUUCCCCGACAAGACCGACUAUGACAUCAAGCUGAAACCGAGCUUCCACCAGCAGGUCCGUGGUUUGCUGACAAGAAGGAUCGUAUAUGCUUAUCGGAAUUGGGUAGGCUCCCUCGCUGCCUUACUCAUACCAAUGGUGAUUCUCUUGGUUCUGUUGGGCUUCCAGAGGGCGGCAUCGACAAUUGGGGAUGCCGCCCCCCUGACGUUGGCUGCCGCGUCCAACCCUUAUGGUGCGGGACCGAGUGGCCACAUAGUGGCAACGUGGAACACGUCGGAUCCUUUCAAGGUUGAUGUUGUCACAAACGGUCAGCCACUACCGAGCAUUGACGCCUCUCUUCCCCUCACCGAUGCCGAAUCGAGUGCUUGUUCUCUCCUGAAGCCUUAUAGGGCCAUAUCUUAUGACCCGAACGCAUUGCUCAACUCGACACUCAACAAUACUCUGUGCGCGGGUAUUCUGAGGUUCUCGGCCUCUCUACUCGACAAGGAUACUGCAUGGUUCGAAGCCACUACCGUGGGCGUUACCUCGCGGUUCGUUUUCGCUGACAUGACUGCUCUUCAUAUGACACCACUCUCCUUAGCUGGCAAUGAAUCCCUUACGGUCGUCAACCACCCCUUCCCGCAUACUAUCGGGGAGUCUUCCGGGUCGAACCAGAACUUCGCAAUCUCCUUCUCGGUGGGCGGCUUCUACGCCAUUGCCCUCACGGUUGUGGCCGCUUCCCUCCUGUCCUACAUGAUGAUGGAGAAAACGCUCAAAAUUAAGGAGCAGUUGUAUGUUAGUGGUUGCGGAGUGCUGCCGUAUUGGACAGCAAGCUGGGUUUUCGACUUCAUCUUCACUUUCUUCUCCGUCUGUCUCACCUUCAUCCCGUUACAGGUCUACAAAAUCGAGACUUAUCUUGAAGCGGAUAACCAGGCUGCAGUAUGGGCCUUGUUGGUUGGCUUCUGCUUCGCUACACCGCCAUUCAAUUACCUCAUCAGUGUUUUUGCACGCACAAGCACCAUCGCCACAUAUAUGAGGGUGGCCGCAUCAAUACUCGGUGGUUUGGUUGGCUCAUUCGCGGUAUCAGUUCUCUUCUUUGCGGCUGUUUCUCCAUUGGCUGGCCUGAUCAUAAUGUGGAUUUUGAGGAUAUUCCCAACCUAUUCAGUGGCUCAAGGUCUCAUCAGUAUUUUCUUUACUGGUAUUCUUGGAUCUAAUGUCUACGGAUCCGAUCUGAAGCCGUUCGACUCGCAGAUCUUGAGGACCUGCCAUGAUGUAACUAUAUUCGACAUCAACGGCUCGCCCUUCGAAGUCUGCAUGUUCGUUGCUGGCGAUGAUGUUAUAAUGUUAUUCGUCUAUGGAGCGGUAUAUUUCGGCCUUCUGCUGCUAAUCGACUAUAUGAAAAGCGACGAUAAGUGGAAUCCUGACCGUGAUCUGUCUGUACCCUCGGAGAAGCUUGGUGUAGAGGAUGAGAGAGUGAUAGCGGAGAAGGACAGAGUAUCGAAGCUCGAUCCUACGACUCAAAUGAUCUACUUCAAGGAUCUCAAGAAAGUCUUCUAUCCGGGAAAGAAAAAUGAGGUAUGGGCAGUGAGGGGUAUCAAUUACGCUUUAGCUGACGGCGGAGUGUUCGGCCUACUCGGAGUUAAUGGUGCCGGCAAGACCACUACCUUCAGAAUGCUUUGCGGUUUGAUAAGACCAAGUUCUGGUCAUAUCAGUCUCAUUGGUCAGCCCCUCCGAGGCAAUGUGCACGAGAUCCGCAAGUCCAUAGGAUAUUGCCCGCAAGAGAACCCCUUGUUGCAAGGCCUUACUGCAAGAGAUCAUCUUUAUAUGUAUGCUCGUAUACGUGGGGUACCAUCUGAUAAGAUUCCACACCACGUCGAAGACCUCGUGAAGAUAUUGAGGCUUGAGCACUACAUCGACAAGGAGGCAGUGAAACUCUCCGGAGGCAAUCAGAGGAAGCUGUGCGCUGGUAUAGCGCUCGUGGGCCAUCCAUCUAUUGUAUUCUUGGACGAGCCCACGACUGGGGUCGAUCCCGAAGCUCGGAGGCGUAUCUGGGAUAUGAUCCACAAGAUAGCACAUGAUCGCCAUAAGACGUCUGCAGUCAUACUCACAACUCACAGUAUGGAAGAGGCAGAUGCUCUAUGCGAGACCAUGGUCAUCCAGGCGAAUGGACAAUUCCGCUGUCUAGGAACAUCCCAGCAGAUCAAGUCAGACUACGGCCGUAACUACAGGCUAUGGAUACACUUUCGUGAAGCCUCUGACGAUGAGAAGGAGCAGAAUUUGCAGCAACUUCUAGCAUAUGACGACAUCACAAUGGCUACUAUUCGUGAUGGCUAUGUUAUUCUUUCGGACACUGACUUAGAAUCUCGACUCUCGAAGUUGGGCAUCGAGGGCUGUCGUUUAGUCGAUAGCGUGCUCACUGCUGGAACUCUGGACGGAACACUCAACCGUACCUUCAAUCGGGGUGCUCUGGCAUCUGCCGUCGUCCGAGCUCUUCAGCAUAUGAAGGCUCUAAGGUGGCUCAUGAUCAAUGUCUCCUCCGAGUGUCAAACCUUGGAGGAAGUUGGCGAAUUUGCGCUUCCGCGCGAUCUCGACUUGGGAUUCAUCUUUUCGAAGCUUUCGCCUGCACACGUCCAGGCAGAGCUAGAAAUGCAUGAUUUCCAGCUCUCCCAGACGACGCUCGAGCAGAUCUUUAACAGGAUCGCCCAUGACGAAGCUCAUCCUAUCCAGAGAGAACUAUAG